AUCCCAACGUAUUUCAUUUUCCAUCUUCUUCUUUCUCAUUCAUCUUCUAACCACCCAACCAACCAACCAAAUCAAACCAAUAAUCAUAAUAUAAAAUAGAAUUAGGGUUUUUACAAAAUAUCUACCUCAAAUUUUAAAUUAAAUUAUGCGUGAUUCAAAUUUGGAUCUAUUCGAUCCAAGGACAGCAGUGAUGGACUCAUCUGACUAUACAAUUGAAACUGCCGCCGGCCGUGGUGACGGCGAUUUCGGCUUCGCUUUCAAUGAUAGCAACUUCUCCGAUCGUAUUUUGAGAAUUGAGAUCAUUUCUGAAUCCACGGAAGCUAGACCUGAUGGUGAAGGAUGUACUAGUCUUGCUGAUUGGGCUCGAAAUCGGAAGCGCCGGAGAGAAGAUAUUAAGAGAGAUAACGUAUUCACAGCAGUAGACAUGGCUGCAGUGGGUCCAGAAGAACAAAUUCUGAAUCAGCCUGAUAAUCUUCCUGAUGAUGCCGAUACUGAAAAUCAGGAUGAGGAAACGGCAGCAAUGAUCGAAGAACCGCAAUCAGGAGAUGAAGGUGCAAAUGAUAAUGAUUCAAACUGGAGCAUGGAGUGUUCCACAGUUUUGAGAGUAAAAACUUUGCAUAUUAGCUCUCCAAUUUUGGCAGCAAAAAGUCCAUUUUUUUACAAGCUCUUCUCCAAUGGGAUGAGGGAGUCAGAACAACGACAUGUAACUUUGCGAAUCAGUGCAUCUGAGGAAGGUGCCCUUAUGGAACUUCUCAACUUCAUGUACAGCAAUAACUUAACAGUGACCACAGCUCCUGCGCUGCUGGACGUGUUGAUGGCUGCUGAUAAAUUUGAGGUGGCUUCAUGCAUGAGAUAUUGCAGCCGUUCAUUAAGAAAUCUGCCAAUGACACCUGAAUCUGCAUUACUCUAUUUGGAUCUUCCGUCCAGUGUUCUAAUGGCUGAAGCUGUUCAACCACUGACUGAUGCAGCAAAACAAUUCCUUGCUGUUCGCUACAAAGACAUAACCAAGUUUCAGGAAGAGGUUCUUAACUUGCCUCUGGCUGGAGUUGAAGCAAUUUUGGCGAGUGAUGAUCUCCAGGUGGCAUCAGAAGAUGCAGUUUACGACUUCGUCCUUAAAUGGUCCAGGAUCCAGUACCCUAAAAUAGAGGAGCGCCGGGAAAUCCUAGCCACCCGCCUCGCUCAGUUUAUCCGCUUCCCCUACAUGACCUGCAGAAAGCUCAGAAAAGUUAUGGCCUGCAAUGACUUUGAUCACGACUUUGCCCAAAAAGUCGUGGUUGAAGCACUCUUCUUCAAAGCGGAAGCCCCACACAGACAACGCACCCUUGUGGCAGACGAAAACCCGAAUCCAAACCGUAGGUUUGUCGAACGAGCUUACAAGUAUCGGCCUGUUAAAGUAGUAGAAUUCGAAUUGCCACGCCAGCAGUGUGUGGUAUACCUAGAUCUGAAACGCGAAGAGUGUGCAAAUUUGUUCCCAUCAGGCCGAGUUUACUCCCAAGCUUUCCACUUGGGUGGUCAAGGGUUUUUCUUGUCGGCUCAUUGUAACAUGGAUCAGCAAAGCUCAUUUCAUUGUUUUGGGCUCUUUUUGGGGAUGCAGGAGAAAGGAUCGGUCACAUUUGCAGUUGACUACGAGUUUGCGGCCCGCUCAAAGCCUACUGAAGAGUAUAUUAGCAAGUACAAAGGGAACUAUACUUUCACUGGUGGAAAGGCAGUUGGGUACCGAAACUUGUUUGCUAUUCCAUGGACUUCGUUUAUGGCUGAUGACAGUCUUUAUUUCAUCAAUGGCUUUCUUCAUCUGCGUGCUGAGCUUACCAUCAGGCAUUGAAGUUGUGAAACUGGUUAGAUAUACUUCUGUCCUCAAAUGUUUUUCCGAGAUAAUCUAUCGAUCUUUUGAAUCAAAACUUAAAAGAUGAGAGCAAAUGUAAAUUGUUCUGAAUUUGUAAUCGUGUUACAUCUCUUGUCCAAAUGCAUAUUUAAUCUGGUUUUUUACA
This is a messenger RNA of Erigeron canadensis, 1988 nucleotides long. Its product is annotated as BTB/POZ domain-containing protein POB1-like. NCBI's taxonomy places the organism in Eukaryota, Viridiplantae, Streptophyta, Magnoliopsida, Asterales, Asteraceae. Gene Ontology annotation, cellular component: nucleus. Gene Ontology annotation, molecular function: protein binding. Bases 146 to 1822 code for a protein of 558 amino acids. The record is from RefSeq and is a predicted model, not a curated record. The transcript is spliced from 6 exons. Gene Ontology annotation, biological process: response to red light.